Molecule: messenger RNA, 2426 nt
Organism: Ananas comosus (pineapple)
Lineage: Eukaryota; Viridiplantae; Streptophyta; Magnoliopsida; Poales; Bromeliaceae
Exons: 10
Coding region: 223-2037 (604 amino acids)
Source: RefSeq, a predicted model, not a curated record
CACCAAGGUUACCAAAGUAUGUCCCUCCUCGAAAGCAACAACGCCGGCGCACUAUAGCGGCGCAGCGUAGCGUAGCGGCGCACUGUAGGGGCGCAUUGUAGCGGCGGCGCCAUGGAUAUACCUCCGCCUCAUCCGCGCGAGCGAAGACGACGACGACGCCGAGCUCCAUCGUCUCCGUCGACGUAGGGUUCGCGAAGAACGGGGCCGGGGGUGGCGGGGGCGAUGAUGGCCUUCGCCACCGCGCGGCGGCGCCACCACCACCACCACAACCACCGCCGCCGAAGGUGCCCGAUCCCUGCAGCGUCGGCGUUCCCCGCCGCCGUGUUGCUCCUCCUCGUAGCCCUAGCGCUCCUCUCCUUCCUCGCGCCGCCCCUCCUCGACCACCACUCCUCCUCCCUCUCCGAUCGGCGCCUCCUCGGCCGCAGCAGCAACAGCUCCUUCCCUCCCUCAUCCGAUCUCGCGCUGAAAAAUUCUGGUGAUUUCCGAAGAAACGCGGUUGGUGAGGAAAAUUUCCAUGUUCCGCGUGGUGGAGGGAGCUUGAGGAGUGAUCUGUGGGGUUCGAAGCUAUCUAAAUUCUACUACGGAUGCAGCAAUGCGAGUAGCAACUUUCCAGAAGCUAAAGCUAUCACAUAUCCGGAUAGAUACUUGAUGAUUGCGACAAGCGGUGGUCUAAACCAGCAGAGAACAGGAAUAACUGAUGCUGUUGUUGCAGCACGCAUUUUAAAUACCACCCUUGUUGUUCCUAAGCUGGACCAAAGAUCUUUCUGGAAAGAUGCUAGUGAUUUCUCGGAAAUUUUUGAUGUCAACUGGUUUAUCUCUACUCUUGCAAAAGAUGUGAAGAUUAUAAAAGAACUGCCUAAAAAGGGUGGGAAAGUUAUCAGGGGCCCUUAUACAAUGCGUGUUCCACGGAAAUGUACUAAAAGAUGUUACCUAAAUCGUGUCUUACCUGUUCUUCUGAAAAAGCAUGUGGUUCAGCUGACGAAGUUUGACUACAGACUUGCAAACAAGUUGGAUACUGACUUGCAAAAGCUGAGGUGUAGAGUAAAUUAUCAUGCCUUGAGAUUUACUGAUCCAAUUCAAGAAAUGGGCGAAAAACUUAUAAACAGAAUGAGGGCAAAAAGCAAUUAUUUCAUUGCCCUUCACCUUAGAUUUGAACCUGAUAUGCUUGCCUUUUCUGGGUGCUAUUAUGGCGGGGGAGAAAAGGAAAUGAGGGAACUCGGUGCAAUACGCAAGAGGUGGAAAACUUUGCAUAUAAGCAACCCAGAUAAAGAAAGAAGGCAUGGGAAGUGCCCAUUAACCCCAGAAGAGGUUGGGCUCAUGCUGAGGGCACUGGGCUAUGGUGAUAACAUUCACAUCUAUGUGGCCUCUGGUGAAAUUUACGGCGGCGAGGAGACAUUAGCACCAUUGAAGGCACUCUUUCCCAAUUUCUAUUCGAAGGAAACUUUAGCCAGCAAGGAGGAGCUGGCCUCAUUUUCGUCAUUCUCAUCUCGUAUGGCCGCUCUCGACUUUAUAGUAUGCGAUGGGAGUGAUGCAUUUGUGACCAAUAAUAAUGGGAACAUGGCUAGAAUUUUAGCUGGCCGAAGGAGAUAUUUCGGGCACAAGAGGACCAUAAGACCGAACGCUAAGAAACUCUACUCCUUGUUCCUGAACCGCACGAACAUGUCUUGGGAGGCGUUUACCUCGAAGGUGCGGACCUAUCAGAGAGGAUUCAUGGGAGAGCCUAAGGAGGUGAGGCCGGGGAGGGGCGAAUUCCAUGAAAACCCCUCGACUUGUAUUUGCGAGAACGCCGAAGCUAGGACAGGAGAGGGCUCCGGUCUCCUUGUGCCAAACGGCAUUGAUAGUGCCAGCGGAAAAGGUGGUAAAAGUGUUGGUGAGCCAACUUACAAUAAUUAUAAUGAUGAAGAGAUGCAAUUUUCAGACUUAGAUUAUGGGGAAGAUGCACCUCUAGGAGGAGGGGCAAGAAAUGUUACCGGCUCAGAUUAUGAUAUUUUCCUUAGACAGGAGGAUCUCGAGUUUGAAGAUUUUCUUUCAGAUUAACGAUAAUGAAGCGAGGCAGCAAAAGGGUGUUCUUUUCUUUAUGCGAAUUCUGUUUGGUUCAUUCAUUUUUAUUCUCAAAUUGGGGGAAUUCGCUGCGUCGUAAAAGACAAACUGCUUCUGCUUUGCAUUCUGCGACAGAGCUGUACAGCAUCUCUUCCUGAUUCGAGGAGCGGAGCAUAGAUCUGAAAGAACACAUUUUGGCUACCUGUACAAGCUAUAGCUGGCAUUGCCUUUUUUUUUUCUGUAAUACUUUGUGGGUGUGUUUAUAGCUGGUACCAAUUUUUCCUUUUGUUUUAUUCAUUCAAUUAUUGUGUUGCUGCGCUGAAUUUUUGAGGAGGAAGUGGUUUGGCCAAAUUUUUGAGGAAGUGCUUCUAUGAUGCUUCUCUAAA